Molecule: messenger RNA, 6300 nt
Organism: Carlito syrichta (Philippine tarsier)
Lineage: Eukaryota; Metazoa; Chordata; Mammalia; Primates; Tarsiidae
Gene: FNIP1
Product: folliculin interacting protein 1
Exons: 18
Coding region: 125-3622 (1165 amino acids)
Cellular component (GO): cytoplasm
Molecular function (GO): protein-folding chaperone binding; ATPase inhibitor activity
Source: RefSeq, a predicted model, not a curated record
UGGCCGUUUGAAGUGACUAAUUUCUGUCAUAUGACUGAGGCGCCCAUGGGGGUGGCGGAGCGGCUUUAGGAGCGGGGGCCUAGCAGGCGCCCAGCGGAGCGACCCCGGCCUGGACGCGGGCAGCAUGGCCCCUACGCUGUUCCAGAAGCUCUUCAGCAAGAGGAGCGGGCUGGGCGCGCCUGGCCGAGACGCCCGGGACCCGGAUUGCGCGUUCAGUUGGCCUUUACCAGAGUUUGAUCCAAGCCAGAUUCGACUGAUUGUAUAUCAAGACUGUGAAAGACGAGGGAGAAAUGUCUUAUUUGACUCCAGUGUUAAGAGAAAAAGUGAGGACAUAUCAGUAUCGAAACUUUGUAGUGAUGCUCAAGUUAAAGUCUUUGGGAAAUGCUGCCAGCUAAAACCUGGAGGAGACAGUUCUUCCUCUUUGGAUAGUUCUGUAACUUCAUCUUCUGAUGUAAAAGACCAGUGUCCUAAAUAUCAGGGUUCUCGGUGCUCUUCUGAUGCCAAUAUGCUUGGAGAGAUGAUGUUUGGCUCAGUAGCAAUGAGCUACAAAGGAUCUACUUUAAAAAUUCAUCAGAUUCGUUCCCCUCCACAGUUAAUGCUCAGCAAAGUAUUUACAGCACGAACCGGCAGCAGUAUCUGUGGAAGUCUCAAUACGCUACAAGAUAGUCUUGAAUUCAUCAAUCAGGACAGCAAUACAUUAAAGACUGAUAAUAACACAGUUAUUAAUGGAUUACUUGGAAAUAUAGGUCUUUCACAGUUCUGCAGCCCCAGGCGGGCAUUCUCUGAGCAGGGUCCGCUCCGCCUGAUCAGGAGCGCCUCUUUCUUUGCAGUUCACAGCAACCCCAUGGACAUGCCUGGAAGAGAGCUGAAUGAGGACAGAGACAGUGGCAUAGCACGGUCUGCAUCUCUCAGCAGCUUGCUUAUCACUCCAUUUCCUUCCCCAAACUCUUCACUUACCCGAAGUUGUGCCAGCAGCUACCAGCGACGUUGGCGACGCAGUCAAACAACAAGUUUGGAAAAUGGGGUAUUUCCUAGAUGGUCUAUAGAAGAAAGCUUUAAUCUGUCAGAUGAAAGCUGUGGCCCUAACCCAGGAAUUGUGAGGAAAAAGAAGAUUGCAAUUGGGGUAAUCUUUUCAUUAUCCAAAGAUGAAGAUGAAAAUAACAAAUUUAAUGAAUUCUUUUUUUCACAUUUUCCUCUCUUUGAAAGCCACAUGAACAAAUUAAAGAGUGCAAUAGAACAGGCUAUGAAAAUGAGCCGGAGAUCAGCUGAUGCCAGUCAGAGGAGUUUGGCAUAUAAUCGAAUAGUUGAUGCACUAAAUGAAUUCAGAGCAACAAUUUGUAAUCUUUACACAAUGCCACGAAUUGGAGAACCUGUCUGGCUUACAAUGAUGUCGGGGACUCCAGAAAAGAACCAACUUUGCCAUCGUUUCAUGAAGGAAUUCACUUUUCUAAUGGAAAAUGCUUCCAAAAAUCAAUUCUUGCCAGCUCUCAUUACUGCAGUUCUGACCAAUCAUCUUGCCUGGGUUCCAACAGUCAUGCCAAAUGGACAACCACCUAUAAAAAUAUUUUUAGAAAAACAUUCCUCUCAGAGUGUGGACAUGUUGGCAAAGACUCAUCCAUAUAACCCACUUUGGGCACAGCUAGGAGACUUGUAUGGCGCUAUUGGCUCUCCUGUACGGUUAGCGAGGACCGUGGUAGUUGGCAAACGACAAGACAUGGUCCAGAGGCUACUUUAUUUUCUUACUUAUUUUAUAAGAUGCUCUGAACUUCAAGAAACCCAUCUUUUAGAAAACGGAGAAGAUGAAGCCAUCGUUAUGCCAGGCACCGUAAUUACUACCACUUUAGAGAAAGGUGAAAUAGAAGAAUCGGAGUAUGUGCUUGUCACAAUGCAUAGAAACAAGAGCAGUUUGCUCUUUAAAGAAUCAGAAGAAGUAAGAACUCCUAAUUGUAAUUGUAAAUAUUGCAGUCAUCCACUCCUUGGGCAAAAUAUAGAGAAUGUUUCACUGCAAGAGAGAGAUAUUCAAAACAGCUCUAAGGAGCUGCUAGGAAUUUCAGAUGAGCGCCGAGUGAUUUCUCCUUCUGACUGCCAAGAAGAAAAUGUUGUUGAUGUUAAACAGUACAGAGAUAAAUUAAGAACUUGCCUUGACACCAAGUUAGAGACAGUUGUUUGCACAGGAUCUGCUCCAGUAGACAAACAUGCAUUGUCAGAGUCAGGCUUAGAGCCAACAGAGAAAACAUGGCAGAGUGAGGAAUUGCUGGAAUCAGAUAGUCACACAGGCAAAGCAAUGAGAUCCACAGGAAUAGUUGUGGAAAAAAAACCUCCAGAUAAGGUUGUACCUGCUGCAUUUUCUUGUGAGGCAGCUCAGACAAAGGUUACUUUCCUGAUUGGGGAUUCUAUGUCACCUGAUUCAGAUACUGAACUCCGAAGUCAGGCAGUGGUGGAUCAGAUUACCAGGCAUCACACCAAGCCAUUGAAGGAGGAAAGAGGGGCUAUUGAUCAGCGUCAAGAAACUAAACAUACAACUAAGGACCAAUCUGGAGAGUGUAAUACACAGAACAUUGUUUCUGGAGAUUCUUGUGGACUUCCUUGUUGGAAUCAUUCAGAUCCUGAAAGCAUGAGCUUAUUUGAUGAAUAUUUUAAUGAUGAUUCAAUUGAAACCAGGACUAUUGAUGAUGUUCCAGUUAAAACAAGUACAGACAGUAAAGAACACUGCUGUAGGUUAGAGUUUUCAAAAAGAUUGUAUGCAAAAAAUAACAAACAGAACAAUGAAUUUUGUAAAUGUGUAGAAACAGUUCACCAAGAUUCAUGUAAAACCUGCUUUCCUCAGCAGGACCAAAGGGUGGCACUCUCCAUUCUUGUCCCCCAUGGGGAUAAAGAGAGUUCAGAGAAAAAAAAUGCUGUAGGAACUGAAUGGGACAUUCCAAGAAAUGAAAGUUCAGAUAGUGCCCUUGGGGAUAGUGAAAGUGAAGAUACAGGUCAUGAUAUGACUAGACAAGUCAGCAGUUAUUAUGGAGGAGAACAAGAAGAUUGGGCAGAAGAGGAUGAGAUACCUUUUCCUGGGUCAAAGUUAAUUGAAGUGAGUUCGGUUCAGCCUAACAUUGCCAACUUUGGGAGGUCUUUGCUGGGUGGCUACUGCUCAACCUAUGUGCCUGACUUUGUUCUUCAAGGAAUUGGGAGUGAUGAGAGGCUCCGUCAGUGUCUGGUGUCAGAUUUGUCUCACACUGUGCAGCAUCCAGUGUUGGAUGAACCAAUAGCAGAAGCUGUCUGUAUUAUAGCUGAUAUGGAUAAAUGGACUGUUCAAGUGGCCAGUAGCCAGAGGCGUGUCACAGAUAAUAAAUUGGGAAAAGAAGUGUUGGUUUCCAGUCUUGUUUCCAGCCUACUUCAUUCCACUCUUCAGCUUUAUAAGCAUAACUUGUCUCCAAAUUUUUGUGUAAUGCAUCUUGAAGACCGGUUGCAGGAGCUAUACUUCAAGAGUAAAAUGUUGUCAGAGUAUCUGAGGGGGCAGAUGCGUGUUCAUGUCAAGGAGCUGGGAGUGGUUCUGGGGAUUGAAUCCAGUGAUCUUCCCCUCCUGGCUGCUGUAGCAAGCACUCACUCUCCAUAUGUUGCACAAAUACUCCUUUAACAUGUCUAAAGAUUGUAAGUGGUUGGUUGAAAGAUAAGUAGAAACCAAGGAAACAAAGACACAUUUAUGAAGAUUUUUUUCCCUUUUAGAUUUUCAUCUGAAUUAGUCAGUCACUGAUGUAUAUCCUGCAUUGCGUUGCAUAUUCUCUGUAUUUUGGAUGGCUUUUUUCUUUUUGAUAGGGCUUUUGGGUGUUGGUAGACUUUUAAACAAGUGAAGUUAAAGCAGCCUAAAUAAUUUUGAAACAUUUGAAAAAGCCAAAGUGUACUGUAAGUAACUUCUAUAAAAUGAAUAUUAUUGAGGAAUUUCAUGUGAUUAUUACAGUGUUGUCAUAACUCUUAAAUAGCAACAGCUGUCUCGUGAUUUAGUGGUUCAGAAAUAGUCAUUUCAUUCAUUUUUAAUUCUUUAUUUCUAAGGUACAGAGAUUAGUAAAACCUUGAUUGUUAUUUUGUAAUUCAAAACAGCUAAUUUCUGGUUAAUUUUUGAAGUAUUUUAAACAGCCUGUUUAUUAUAACAAACUCAGAAUAAUGAGUGUAAAUGUGUGUUAUGUAAGUGUACAUAUGUAUCUAUUUUUUUUAAAUAGCAGAAGUAGGAGUACAAGAUUGGUAAACAUGCCUUUUUAAGAAAAUAUUUUCAACUAGUAUUAAUUAUGUGUAAUGUUGAAAUUUUACUUUCUGGUGAGUUUUCUGUUUCACACACUCUAAAAUAUAAAUAAAGCCAAUCUUUUUUUAAGGCUGAGGAAUAUAGAUUUCCAAAAUAAGAAUACUACUUUAUACAAUUUGUUUAUAAGUGUAGACUAAUUCUUAUAAAUAUUAAUGUUUGCAUAUUCACUAAUUUAAUAAAUGAAAUUGGGAUUAAAAAUUACACCAAAGCAUUGGCAAAAAUAAUACAAUUUUCUUUAAAAGUGCUCAGGUAGCCAAGGUCCUUGCUUUCAGUAUCUAGCCCUUUUGAAUCCAUAGGUGUCGAAUAUUUAUUUCACUGCUUAAUAAUAUUCAAAUUACACUAAUGGAUAUUAUAACUCCUAAAAUUAUUCUCUUGUGAGAAUAAGAGCCCUUUUCAUUCAAAAACUGGGUUUUUUCAAAGAUUUCCACUCCUCAGUUGUUGCCCUUGUAUAUACUGUAGAGUGUUGCUUGCAAGAAAGGCUAAUAUGGAACCAAACUCCUGUAAGUAAUGUAAAUAGAAAGAUGGGUAGAUAAAGUUUUCAGUAUGCUCUACUACCUCAGUUUAUUUGAAUACUACAUUAUAGUUUAUUCUUUGCUUAUCUGGUGGAACAUACUUUUAAUGCUAGUAGUAAAGUUGGUUUCUGCUUUCAUUGACUGUUUUCAUCAUAGUUUCAUCAUUGAUUAAGAAAAAGAAAACCACUUGCCUAUUUAGUUACUAAAUACAUUUACAAAGCAACAUAUCCAUUCUUGCUGUUUAAAUUUUCAAUAAUUCAUGAAAAAUUUCUGUGAUUUGUUUAGUCUUUGACCUUGAAUUUUUAACAUUGGGUCACAUUUUGCCUUGCUCUUUAUGUAUUCAAGAGAUCUCCAACUAGCUGAACAAGAAAUGGUGUUUUAAUGGAAUGUAAACCUGAAAUUGUUGUGCCUACGAUCUUUGGCCCAGAACCUUUUAGCUGGUCCCAGUUAGUACUUGAGUCUCCCAUGGAAGACUUGUUGCCAAGGAGUGUUUGUGGAUAUAUUUACUUUGGCUUAAUGUUCUUAUUCCAUUCAUUAACAGAAUUCUUCUGUUGUCUGAUUUUGGACUUCUAUGAGUCAAUCUCUUUGGCAGAAUUCAGAAUACAGAAAAGUUCAUAUGUGUGCCAUUGUACAUUAUUUUUUGAUUGUAGCUCAGAAUAUGUAGCAGGUAGAUAAUGUUUCUUUCUGGGUGUUUUCUUAACUAUCAAACUAUUCUUUAUUUAAAAUUUAGAAAUUUUAAUCCUUACUAAGUGGAUGGCUCAUGCUACUGUUAUUCUUAAAGCUAAGCUUUACUGAGAAGGAAAAGGCCUAAAGUUUCAUAAAGAAUCACUAUCCUAUAAGAUUUCUGAUGGUUUUUUCCUUCUUCCUUCUGGAUUCAUGAGUUUGUAAUUCCUAAUCCUUCUAUAAUUUCUAUUAUCUUCAUCAUAGUCAUUCUUUCCUUACACAAAGCCCAAGGAAUGAGCUGCUACUUCUUUAAAGAGUAGUCAUUAUGAUGAAUGUGAAAAUAAUUUUGAACUGUUUGAAAUAAUUUUUUCAACUUCUUAUGGUACAGAGGUGUUAUAUAUAUUUUUUAAAAAAAAACCCUGUUUGUUACGGCAGGAAAUACAAAAGGGAUCUUUUACAUUAUAGAAUUAAAACUAAUUUGUCCUUGUAUAUAAACUAAUUGGUUUGAUUUCAAAUAUUUCUAGCUUUUAUUAAUGUCUUAAUUUUGAGUUUGAAAAUGUUAAGUGCAAUAAAAACAUACUAAUACAGAUUUUGUUUUGUUGUAAUUGGCAUACUCUGGGAACGAUCAAUUAAAAAAAAAACUAGAUUUGCCAUAAUGCCUACUUCUGGUAGAUGUCUUAUGAGAAUGUUCUGCUUUCUGUAAGUUAUUUAGAUGGUGGAUAUGUAAAAUGUACAUACUUGUUUCUUGUUCUGUAUACAUUUCUCAAAUGUACACCUGUAUUAUAAUAACCUCCCAGUUCUAGGGAAAACUUGUGCAAUAAAUACACAUGUCAAUUUGAUGAA